GUUGGAGAGCUGCAGAAACCGAGCCUGACAAGAGUCCAACCCCUCACCCCUCAGAGCUACCCCUACCAACAUAUACCCAUCGACAGUUAAUUGCUUAGACCAGACAUGUGAGCCUGUUCUUUUAUCCAUUCCUACUCUCUCUCUCUCUCUCUCUCUCUAACUUUCUCUCUCCUUUUCUUGAUUUUCUUUUCAUAUACUUCCCUGCUGUGUCGUCUCUGCUGGAUUAUGAUCUUUGAUUUUAAUGGCUUUUUCAUGUCACUGUUUUUUCAGCUCCACAAGAAAGCAACUCCAUUUUGUUGAUGGCUUGAACUUAUUAGUGUUUAUUUACAAGAAUUUGUUUUAGAAAAAGGGGAUUUUGACUUAUUUGGAAAAGAAAAAGAUAAAAAAAGGAAAAUUUAUGGCUAUGUACUAUCAAGGAAGCUCUGAAGUCCAAGGGGAUGGUUUGCAGACGCUUUAUCUGAUGAACCCUAACUAUAUUGGGUUCUCUGACACAACUGCACUGCCGCAAUCACAGCAGGCGAUGUUCUUGAACUCCGGGAACGCGCUUCAUGUCGGAGGUAUGGCGCACGCGCGGCUUCCUCAAUCGCAGCACUUUGUCGGCGUGCCGCUCCCGCCUUCGGCUCUUGGAUCGGCGCAGCUUCAUGACCCGAGCCGGAGUUUGUGGGCGGCUGUGGAGCAAGCCGGGAGUGGCGGCGGCGGUCAGUCGCAGCAGCAAAUACCGUCUGCGGUGGUUUCCGGCGGCGGAACCACCGACUUUGCGUCCCAGCUGGGGUUCCAUAGGUCGGUGGUGUUGUCACCGACAGCUCAACAAGGGCUAUCCUUGAGCUUAUCGCCCCAACAGCAGCCUUUCCGGUCUCUCCCGAUGGAAUCUCCGGUGGGGCUUUUAUCCGCGCGACCCGGACACGACUCCGGCGCGUCGUCGUCGUCGAUCACCAACGGAAUCUCCGGCUUGAUUACCGGCUCCAAGUACCUAAAGGCGGCUCAGGAGCUUCUAGAUGAAGUCGUGAACGUGGAGAAGAGCCUCAAGCUAGACGCCGCCGAUAAAGAAAAGGCCAAAAUGAAGAAAGAAUCAAUGCCGCCUUUCGGCGCCGCCGGCGAUCCGCCCCCCACCGUAGCCGAAACCAGCUCCCAGAAAACUGCAGCGGCGGCGGCGGCUGAGUUAACCACGGCUCAAAGACAAGACCUUCAGAUGAAAAAGGCCAAGCUUCUUAGCAUGCUAGAUGAGGUGGAGCAGAGGUACCGGCAAUACCAUCACCAAAUGCAGGUGAUUGUGGGGGCGUUUGAGCAGGCGGCCGGAGUUGGGUCGGCGAGAUCGUAUACUCAUCUGGCUUUGAAUACCAUAUCGAAGCAAUUCCGGUGCCUGAAAGUGGCGAUUGCUUCUCAGAUAAAGGCGACGAGCAAGAGUUUGGGUGAGGAAGAAGGGGUGGGGGGUUCGAGGUUGAAGUUUAUUGAUCAUCAUCUUCCUCAGCAACGUGCCCUCCAGCACCUUGGGAUGAUGCAGCCCAAUGCUUGGAGGCCCCAGAGAGGCCUCCCGGAGAGAGCCGUCUCCGUGCUCCGCGCUUGGCUUUUCGAACACUUUCUUCACCCGUACCCGAAGGAUUCAGACAAAAUCAUGCUUGCUAAGCAAACAGGGCUUACCAGAAGCCAGGUGUCGAACUGGUUCAUCAAUGCUCGAGUGCGAUUGUGGAAGCCGAUGGUGGAGGAGAUGUACAUGGAAGAAAUGAAAGGCCAAGAACAGUACGGCGGCUCCGACGAAAACGCCGCCGCCUCAAAGAGAAGCGAAGCUAAUAAGGAAAUUGGCUCCACUGAAAAGCACGAAAGCAAUAUUAUUAAAGAUAAUAUUAAUAAUAAUAAUGCUUCUCCGACUGAAAUCUCCACUUCGAUUAUGACUGCAUCUCCCACCGGCGUUUCAUCUCUCCAGCCUCACGGCGGCGCGUUCUCCUUUAUCAACACGCUAAACAUGGAAACCGCCGGCGGCGAAAGGAACGGGAAGAAACCGCGGACGAACGUCGACAUUCAAAGCUCCCCCAGCAGUAUUCUCUCGGUGGACAUGGACAUCAAGUCCGCCGGCGACCACAAGUUCACCGCCGACAGAACUCCGGCCGCCGCCGAAAACUUCCCCGACCUAAUGGCCGCAAACCCCGGCGGAUUCGGCGGAUUCACCAUCGGAGAUUUCGGACGGUUCAACCCGGAAAACCUAACCGCUUCCGGAUUUCACGGAAACGGCGUUUCCCUCACUCUCGGCCUGCCGCCGUCUGAAAACCUAACCGUCUCCGCUACCCAACAAAAUUACCUUUCUACCCACCAAGACAUGGACUUGGGCAGGAGACUCGAGAUGGGCAGAAUGGGAAUUGACAACAACCCUCAACCUUCUUCCCACUCAAACAUCAAUGGCUAUGAAACCAUAGAUUUCCAGAAUGGCAAGCGCUUUGCAGCUCAACUCUUACCAGAUUUUGUAGCGUGAAAAAAGGGGUUUAAUUUGCAGGUAAUUUAAUAUAUAUGCAUAUAUGCAUGGAAUCAAAGAAAUGGACAGAAAAGUAGUAUAUAAUUUUCAUUAAUUAUUACGAACAUCUUCCAUAAUCUUGUACCUAUACAUACAUAUAUAGCUCCUCCUUUUAGUGCCUAACCUGCAGGAAAAAAAGAGGAGAUCAGAUGAUUUUAUUAUGGUUAGUGUAAGAUAGGGCUUAAGUGAUUGGUAUAGGUUACACUUUUCAGUGGAACAUACAACUAUAUACUACGUAAGUAGAUAUAUAUAUAUAUCUUCAAAUAUAUAGAUUGGGUGGGUAUUUACGGUUCAUCAACUAUAAUAUAUCUUUAUGCAAACAUUUGUCAAUGAAUUAAUGAAAACUUUGUAUGCUGUAAAUUUAUUAUAUAUUCAUUCUUAAUGCAAUUAUGCAUGUAA
Molecule: messenger RNA, 2902 nt
Organism: Ipomoea triloba (trilobed morning glory)
Lineage: Eukaryota; Viridiplantae; Streptophyta; Magnoliopsida; Solanales; Convolvulaceae
Product: BEL1-like homeodomain protein 1
Exons: 5
Coding region: 398-2464 (688 amino acids)
Biological process (GO): regulation of transcription by RNA polymerase II
Molecular function (GO): DNA-binding transcription factor activity, RNA polymerase II-specific; RNA polymerase II cis-regulatory region sequence-specific DNA binding
Source: RefSeq, a predicted model, not a curated record